Messenger RNA from Limulus polyphemus (Atlantic horseshoe crab), 3134 nucleotides. RefSeq lists its product as uncharacterized. Gene Ontology annotation, cellular component: membrane. Gene Ontology annotation, biological process: hemocyte migration. Bases 1 to 1002 code for a protein of 333 amino acids. The transcript has 6 exons. Gene Ontology annotation, molecular function: growth factor activity. NCBI's taxonomy places the organism in Eukaryota, Metazoa, Arthropoda, Merostomata, Xiphosura, Limulidae. The record is from RefSeq and is a predicted model, not a curated record.
AUGAGAGUGAAAUUGGCAGAUGCUGUUGAUGGCAAGUACAACGUUCAGUGUUGGGCAGAGUUUCAGAAUAAGAUAGGAAAGGAACUGCUUGACGAGUCACCACGUGACGGUUAUGAGGAAUCUUAUGAAAGACAGAGAAAUGAACCUUCAACUUCCUACCAGCAGUUUUAUCAAACAUAUUACAGCACGCCGGAAAGACUGAAAAAUCUGAGAAGGAACUACGGACCAGCCGGACUUAGAAAAGCUCUAGUUGCUCAAAAUAUACAAGAAAAGCUUGAAGAAGUACGCCAAGCAAACGAUCACUUCCUGGAGGUUAGGAGUAGAGCCACGUGCAAAAUACCCCGGCCUCAGGUAGUUCGGGUGAAAGAUAUAUUUCCUGAUUCCUCCAAGCAGUACGUUCCUCGCUGUACCAUACUUCAUCGUUGUUCAGAUCAGACUGGCUGUUGUGAUGAUGACCUACAUAAGUGUGGUCCUCUACAGGUUCAAGAGGUCACCUUGUACUUCUACACUCUACACCUUAAAAAUCACCAUAUGGAAGUAGGCAUAAACAAUGCUGUGGAAAAGUUGCUUUUUAUUAAUCACACUGAAUGUGAAUGCCAACCAAUAAACAAUCGGCCACGUAUGCAUGGAGAUCACCACCACCACCUAUCCUCAUCCGACAGCAGUCACCGUCCAAGUUCCUCGAUUGAUCAGAAUUCAAAGUGUAAGGAAUGUCCCUUUCCGUUCUACAAGCGGGCGUAUCCUGAUGGAAGAUGUAGCUGUGAUUGCUUUGACCAUCAAAAACCCUGUCUGAGAAUCAAGAGAGGCCGAGACCCUCUUGAUAACAUAGAAAAACGAUGUGUUCUGGAGGGUUAUUGCCACGCACCAGAUUGCGAAUAUGGACCUUAUGAUGUCAUUAGCGGGAAAUGUUCCAAACGUCCAGAAAACUAUAAACGAAAGAAACACAAGUUACGGAAUCAUAAUCGUCACUAUCACAGAUGGGCCUUUUUUGAACGAGACUAGUAUGUAGUGAUUUAAAUUAUAAUAUUUGUUUCUACCUAGUCUACAGAAUCCUAAAAAAUCCUGUGACUUUAGCCAUGCGCUGGACGUGUUUCUGAGGCUCAACCAAUCAGUCGACAAUCUGCCAUAACAACAUCACCUUUGGUGAUGCAUGCAGGACUGUUUUAAAAUAUUAAGUGUUCGAGGAAACUUUAAACAUUUAGUAUUUGAAAAACAUAAACAACUGAUCAUUCAUAGAUAUUUGCCAAGAUGCAAAUACUUGUGUUUUAUAUUUAGAAUUUAUUUCACUUCAUAGUUAUUUGUAUCCUUGUUCAUUUUAAUCCUUUUCUAUUUAAAAUUAGAGUUGCUUGAAAUAUUCCAAGUUUCCUUUAAUGGAAACUUUUUUUCUAAAUGAUCGUAAAACUAUGUUAUUCAGUGGAAUAUCAUAGCAAGUCGAGAACCUAUAUUAGUAUAUAAUACGUGAAUCUGUGUGAUAAACAAGUAUACAUUCAAAUAAAUGGAAGAACGAUCUUAAACAUUUGUUUGAAAUUGCUUAUAUCAUAAUGACGAAACUCGGUGUACGAGUAAAUAGGAUAUAUUUACUGUGUUCGUAUUGAAAUAUUUGUUAAAGGCAAAAUUUGUCAACCAAUUUACAGUUUCGAGAAACUGAGUACUUUUCCAACACUUGACUUGAACGUAAAGUUCGGCCAAUAUUUUGUAACAUUACAUACUCCAGCUAAGGUAAAGUAAUGUUUCAGUAUUAAGAGUUCUUUAAUCUAUUUGAAAGAUAAUCAUGAUAUAAGCAACAUUAAUAUAAGGUUGAAAUACUUAAUCUCAAAUAAAAGUAUUACAAUUAAAUCAUAUAAAUAGCGAAUCACUAUUUGUUGCAACAAUAAUAUUUUUUUUUCCAAAUCUUUUUAAGUGGUUAUUAACAAAACAUAGCUGUUAAUUUAAUAUCAAAAUCAACAAGAAAAAAUGAUAAAAUAUAUUAAACAGCACUGUGUUUGUGACUUUAGAUUUGUGUUAAUCGCAACUCAUUAGAUUAUCAUGACAUUAAAUUCAUGGAGAGAAACUUUGGUUUUAUUAGAGUACUCAGUAAGUUAUCGUGACUUUGGUUUUAUUGAUUUGUUUUAUAUAAUUUAAAGUUUUGAGGAACAAAUACGUCAUGGAGUAUAGGAAAACAUCCUGAUGUUGAAAAUAUGCUGAUGUUGUUCCUGGAAGACGAGUUUGUUAUCACAACAAGUAACAUUUACUUAUUUUAUUACCGACAUUAAUUAGCACUUUCAACUUAUUCAAUGGAACGUGUAAUGCCCAUAAUGCAAUAAGAGAGAAGUUCCCUGGCGGGUCAGCGAUAAGUUUACAGAUUUAGAUCACUAAAAUCCGGAGUUCGAUUCACCGCGGUGGCCAGAGUGCAGAUAGCCGAUUGUGUAGCUUUGUGCUAAAAGAAGCAUACAAGUAGAGCUAAAAAAAACUGUAAAUAAUAAAAUUUCAAAACAGUGCUAAAUAAUUUAGGGUUAGUUUAUUUUUCCAGUAGAUAUUUCGGUAAGUGUGUAGCUUGUGAAGCGAAUUUGUGUAAAAUUUAUAAAAAGAAGCUUCAGCGUGAGCUCUGUUUACGUGUGAUUGAUAAAGGAAGGAUAUUCAAGAGAUUUGUUUAUUGAAUAUACACUAUAUAUAUAUACACCAUGUCCAUCAAUAACUAACGAUUCGCCAUGCUUGCAGUACUAGGAAUUUUAGAGAAGUGUAGAAUCUAACUUUACUGAUGUUAGCUUUGUAUUACUAGGUACAUCGUUAAGUAAAAGGCUAGAUAAUUUUAAAUUGACGUACUGCUGAUGUCAUGAUUCGUUUAAUAAACUUUACAAAUUAAGACUAGUACAACAUAUACAUACGAAUAGAACUGUAACGAAAUAAGUAAAAAUAUACAUAUUUCUAUCCUGGCACAUCAUUGUGAAGAAACUAAGUUCACAGUAUAUAAUAUAACAGUUUUGGGACUGAAUGCUCUGUUUUUUACAUGACAUAUGAAUUCUUAAUGUGCUAUAUUUAAGACGUGUUAAGAUAUUUAAAUUUCCAAAUGUCAAUUCAAAACUUAAUUUUUUUCAGACUAUGUGUUCGAGUACAAUGUUUAAGCUUAAUGAAAGGUUUGUGUAUUCUGCAAAGAA